AUGGUCGGGUAUGACGAAGAAGAAAAUCCAUUUAUGGAUAUAGAUGAGUACAUCGAGGAUACAAAUUCCAUUGUCCCUCCACGAGUUGAUACUGCUACCUUCAAGGUGGAACAUGGUUUGAUCCUAAUGCUUAAAGCAGAGGGGUUUUUCAGGAAUUCUACCGAUGAUGAUCCGACACAAUAUCUUAGAAACUUCUUGGGUGUAUGUGCGAUGCACAAACAAAAUAACAUGUCAGAUGAUGCCCUAAGGUUGAGGGUAUUCAAGCACUCACUAGCUGGAGAGGCAAGGAAAUGGAUCCAAAAUCUACCACCUCAUUCUAUUUACUCUUGGCAUGAACUAGUCUGUGCUUUCCUAGCCAAAUGGUUCCCACAAAGCAAGAAAUCCGAGCUUAGAGAUAAAAUUUUCUUCUUCAAGCAAAUACCGGAGGAACACCUAUAUGAGGCAUGGGAUCGAUUCAAGCUAUACCUAGUGAGGUCGCCGAAUCAUGGUUUUCCGGACACGAUCUUGUUAGAGAAGGUUUACAUGGGUUUGGAUCUGUUGAACCAAUCCAUAGCCAAAAAUGCGGCUGAUGGAUCUUUUAUGGACAAAACAUUCACAAGGAUCACACAAAUUCUCGACAAGAUGGCAGAACACAAUCAAGCUUGGCACUCAGAAGAUACUACGGGUGGAAUUGCAUACGGUACUCCCUCUUUGACCAACAUGAUUAAGGAGAACCAAGAGAGAGAUCAAGAAAUUGCCGGACUUGCCACCAACAUUAAUGUGUUAACCAAUAUGUUCACUAAAAACCAAACAAAAAAGGUAAAUGCUAUGGAAGAUGUGCAACCCUUGUCAAAUGAAGAUUGCGAGGAAGCAAACUAUGUACAUAAUUCUGAAGGUGGUUACCACAGACAAUCUUACCAAGGUUCCGGACAACAAAAUCAAUGGAGGCCUAACCCGCAGGGACAAGGCCAUCAACAGUGGCGAAAUGAUCAAGGUGGUUCAAGUCAAGGUAAUUGGAGCAACAACAACAACAACUAUGCAAACCGGAGUUCAAACCCCUAUGUUCCACCAAAGGGGCAAUACUCUAACUCUUCGCAUUGGAGGGAAGGUUCUUCAAGUGAGUCAAAAUUGGAGAACAUGCUUGAAAGAGUAUUGCAAAAUCAAGAAAGAAAUGACACUUCAAUGAAGAACAUGGCCGAACUUGUGGGAUCACACACUGCAUCCAUACAAAAGCUAGAAAUACAAAUGAGAGAUCUGUCAAAAGAGCAAAAUCCAAAGAAAAAAACACUCCCAAGUGACACAAUUGCAAACCCAAAAGAUAAUAGGAGUGGCCCGACUUCUCAUUCUAUGGCAAUCACAACUCGAAGCGGAAAAAUACUUCAAGGAGAGAAUGAACAAAUGGUUGAAGUGGACAAUCUUGAACAAGAGGUUGAGGCACAAAGUGAGAUACCAGUUGUUGUUGAAGUUGAAAAGCUCCCAAAAGAAGUGAAAGUCCAAGAAGCGAACCGUGAAGAGGUAAAGGAAAAAGUAAAAGAGGCACCAAAAGAUCUAGCACCAAUUCCUAGACCCCCCCUCAUUUCCCUCAAAGACUUUCUAGGAGGGUUGAUGAUAGCAAACUCGAGAAAUUCUAUGAAAUUCUCAAGCAAGUAUCAGUGA
Molecule: messenger RNA, 1635 nt
Organism: Nicotiana tabacum (common tobacco)
Lineage: Eukaryota; Viridiplantae; Streptophyta; Magnoliopsida; Solanales; Solanaceae
Source: RefSeq, a predicted model, not a curated record